Lethenteron reissneri (Far Eastern brook lamprey) is the source of this 2449-nucleotide messenger RNA. Its product is annotated as protein LRATD2-like. The record is from RefSeq and is a predicted model, not a curated record. NCBI's taxonomy places the organism in Eukaryota, Metazoa, Chordata, Hyperoartia, Petromyzontiformes, Petromyzontidae.
UCACCUGGAGGGGAGAGGGGAGAGGCAAGCAGGAGUCGUACCUGGAGGGAGCGCCGCUCCUCCACCAUUAGACUCUCUCGCCAGUACCUGCCUCGGCUCGCGAAGUUCGUGAUUGAGGCGACCCCCCGCUGAGGCGAGACCCUGCCGAGUCGGGGAUCCCUCUGGACCCCCUCUCUAACGCCAACGGGGUGCGGGAGUGACCGGAGCCGACCUUCGUGCGUCUCCCGCUUCCUCCCGCCACUCCACCUGCGCCGGGCCCCUUUCAUCCCCGCGGCUCGAGCUCCGGGCCCGGGAGCCAUGGUGAUGGGGAACCAGGUGGAGCGGCUCACGCACGCUCACUACCUCGAGGUACCCACGGCGGACGCGGCGAACCACGACGGGGACGGCGUGCCCGGCUCCGCGGUGGCCUACAUCUUCACGGACGACGAGGAGGACGAGGGCGACGACGGCAAAGAUGGAGGACGAGGCGGAGGAAGGCGAAGUGCGGGAGGAGGUGGCGAUGGUGGUAAAGGUCAUGGAGGAAAGGGGCCCCCCAAGGCGCGCGGGCGAGCAAGUGGAGGAGAAGAAGAGGACGAAGAGGAGAGAGGUGGACAGUUGAGCACAGACGAGGUGGAGCUGUCCGCCUUCCACAUUGACGAGUGCAUCCUGAACAAGACCCUGGCGGGGCCACGGAAUUCGCGGGGCACCGUGGAGCCGCUGGGAGCCCUGUCCGAACUGCUGCCGCGCUGCCUGCCAGGGGACCUGCUGGAGUUCUCGGCGCCGGGCGAGGUGUCCCUGUGGGUGGUGUUCGUGGGAGACGGCUACUGCGUGAGCCUGAGGGAUGAGGCGGUGAGGAACGAGACGGUGGAGGCGGCGGGCGGCGGUCGCUCCGUGCGCCUCGUGUCCUCCUGCUACCAGUUUGAGGCUCUGGCCGCGGACGCGAUCGUGCGCUGCGCCGUGGAGCAAGUGGGCGCCGCCGGGCAGCUGCUGAGCUGGGCCAACUCGGAGUGCUUCGCCGCCUGGUGCCGCUACGGGAGGCGGCAGUUCAAGAGCGGCAGCGAGCGCCGCAGCGACGGCCGCGGCCCCUACGCCCUGCGCCUUCACCUGCGCGGCGCCGAGAGCCACGCGCUGCAGUUCCACAGCCUGGAGGACCUGGUGCUGGAGAAGCGGAGACUCGAGCGCCUCGGCAGGCGGCGAUGCCUCCACGAAAUGACGGCCCCCGCCAGCACCGCGUCAUCCACAUCGUCGUCGUCCAACAGCAACAACAACAGCAACAACGCCGCCGCAACCAUCGCCUCCACGGGACGUUGGCGGUAGCGGGACGCGCGGCGUGAGGCGAGAGAGCUGAUGCCGCGUGGAGCUCCAGAGAUGGGAUCGUGAAGGAGCGCGGUGGCCAUGGAGCACUGCCCGGAUUUUGUGGAUCAUGAACUCCACGCGGAUGGAGACGUUUUUGCGGAGUAGCGGAUCGGGGUCGGCUCGCACGACUUCUCAACUUGGCGCUCACCCAUCUCAUUGUACUGUAAUACCCUCGACUCGUCUCCAUCUCGUCGCGUUGCCACGCCACCUGUUUCCUCACUCCCUCUCACCGCAGCCCUUUCAUUCGUUCUCUUUACUCAUUCGUCACGACUCCCAGCGCCUCCAUCACAACCAUCACCAUAACGCCAUCUUUCUCCACUCACUCUCAUCUCUUCCCCACUCAUCUCCACGCACACUCAUCAGCCCACACACCCUCACCUCUCCUCACCACCUUGUACUGAAUUUACAACUCACCCCCCUACUCACUCUAAACUUUCUUCCUCACCUCCACUCACCCACCACUCACCCUCAUCACCUCCACCUCACCCGUAUCAUCACUCCAUUCACCACUUCUAGCUUCUCACCCCGCAACUCAGGCUCGUCUCGCCGAUUGCCCUCGCCACCUUUAUCCGCCGUGAAGACGCUGCCGACUCGCCUGGUCCACGUGGCGUCACCUUGAGGAGCCCCGCCAGACUAUUCAGCUGCUGCUGCUGCAUGCGCCUCGCUCCUUAGAAUUCUCACUGCUGUUCGCUUGAGGUGCAAGGUGCCACCGGACGAUGCAGGUGCGCCCAGCCAGGCAGUCAAUCCCGCACAAUCCUGUACCUGGUGCCUCUCUCACCCGCACGUGAUGCCUCACCUAUACGUAAUGUCUCUCACCUGUACAGGAAUGUGACAGUGAUAUCAACAACCCACCAUCACCAACCCACCAUCACCACACAGGAUGCAACACAGCCCACACACAAACGCCACCAGCCUUACUCCAGUUUGCUUUGUGAGUUUUAAUAUUUCAAUAAAAUUAACAAUAUACUGUACCUCCUCGCUGUUGCACAUUCCUGCAGAUGUAGGAAAGCAGUCUUCCACACAGUGAUACAGGAUGUUCAGGCAGGGCUUAUUUUUACACCCGGCAUACCACAUCGAGUAUACCUCGCGAUAUCCGUGGCUACUAUUUAUCACG